AUGGAGUGUGUGUAUUGUGACAGUGCAGAUGAAACGUUGGAAAACUUGUUCUUUGCUUGUCCUGUGACUAAGGCUUUAUGGAACAGGUUGUUGCUAUGGUUAGGCUUCACCAGGUCAAUUGGUACUUGGCAAGAAGAAUUACAAUGGGUAUGCAACUGGCCAAGGAAGAAAUCAGCAAAAGGUGCUAUGACUAGUGAAUUUGCAAUGCUGGUGGCAGUACUAUGGAGAGAAAGGAAUAAUCUCAGGUUUCACACUAGACAAUUCAACAGCAACAGGUUGUGCAGGGAGAUAGCCAUUCAUAUACAUAUCAGAGGGAGCAAGCUACAGAAGUGGAAGACAACACUGGACUCUUUGAAUUAUAUGCCAUAA
This is a messenger RNA of Lycium ferocissimum, 369 nucleotides long. RefSeq lists its product as uncharacterized. The record is from RefSeq and is a predicted model, not a curated record. NCBI's taxonomy places the organism in Eukaryota, Viridiplantae, Streptophyta, Magnoliopsida, Solanales, Solanaceae. The coding region runs from base 1 to 369 and encodes 122 amino acids. The transcript has a single exon.